Messenger RNA from Lentinula edodes (shiitake mushroom), 968 nucleotides. RefSeq lists its product as uncharacterized. The record is from RefSeq and is a predicted model, not a curated record. NCBI's taxonomy places the organism in Eukaryota, Fungi, Basidiomycota, Agaricomycetes, Agaricales, Omphalotaceae. The coding region runs from base 82 to 924 and encodes 280 amino acids. The transcript has 7 exons.
UCCGUCGUGCUUUCUCUCUCUGCUGGUCAGAAACCGAAGCCAUAGCCCUGGUGAUCCGACCGAUACUCAAUCACACACAUUAUGCUGAAUCCAAUCCACCGCCAAAUUUUAUUUUCCAUCAUCCUUCUUUCGACCUUGCUCUGCAUGUGUCCGGCAACCUGUGCUGCACCUGCGUUUCAUUCUGCUCUAGCCAAACAUGUAAAGAGACGGAUUAGAGGACAAUGGACGCGGAUGAUCAUGGAAGCCGUUACUGAGCAGGAUGAGAAAGUGUUCUCCUCGCCGCUAUCUGGCAUUAUCCUCGACCAUCGACUCCCUGAAAGCGGGUCGAACAGUAUUGCUGCUUACACACUCAAAGGAACCUACAAAGGCCACAACGGGGAAGAUCUCGUCGUCAAGAUUCUACCACAUAACUCCACCUACACUUGGGGCGAAGCCAAAGCGCUCAAAGCGGUUGGGGACUUGGUGGACUCGGGCACCAUAUUGUAUACAAAUCCAGCUCGUGGUGGCUCACCGAAGUAUCUGCCGGCGGUCAUCAUGAAGAAGAAGAGUGGCCAGAUCUUGGAGCACCUCCCGGGUUAUCAGAAUGCAAAGCCAGCGGACAAGAUGAAGUUGCGGACGAGCGUCGUUGCACUGCUGUGUGCGAAGGUUGCGGAGGUUGCUGCUACUAAGAGGGUUGUUCAUAGGGAAAAUCAUAAGAGAAACAUUCUUAUCUCUUUGAAAGAUGACAAAUCCCUCACGGUAUCCUCUAUCGAGCUCGUUGACUAUGGUUGGCCAGGCACCUUCCUCGUGUAUGAGAAUGUCGAUGCAACGGAUGUGAAAUUUGAAGCUCUCAAGGACUGCAAGGAAGAUUGGAGACACCAAUGGAUCCAAGAUAAAUGGGAGGUUUUGAGAAAUGAAGAGUUUGAGGAUCCGGAGGAAUAUUGAGUGAGUUACUGUAACGAAGCCAGGAAAUUAUAGGUUUUGACAGG